GUUCAGAUCUCAAUUCGGGGGGCUGAGUCGGGCUUGGCGCGCUGGGCAAGGGGCUCGCUCGCGGCGUGAUUUGCGGCUAUGUUUAGGGGACUGGAGUCGGGCAUCUUGGCCAGAUCAGGUGCGAGUUUCUCUUUAAACCUCACGCGCAUCGAUCCGCUGCUCAGGGACACUGCAUUUAUCCAGUUCUGCGUCGGCCCUGCGCCCGUAUUUGCUCCAGAUCCCCCAACCCAUCGACCCCGACAGAAUUAAAUAAUCCGACGGGAGGACGAAAAAUGCGCUGGGGCUCUUUGCGAUCUCUCGGUGGGGCCGCGACCCUGGGGCUCCUGCUCCUGCUCCAGGGCCAGCCCGUCCGAUCAGACAUCCCUAUCGAUGUGAGCUCUGCCGAUUCUCUCAAGUCGGCUGGCAAGACCAUCGCCGCCCCCAUGUGGGACUUUUACUUGCAGAAUCAGACCGAGGGUAUCCCCGGAAAACUCACGGAUACCUGGUACGUUGCUGGCGCCAUGUUCAUGACCCUGAUCCAGUACUGGCAGGUGUCGGGCGACAACCAGUACAACAAGGAUGUCUCCCAUGACUUGAUGUUCCAGGCGGGACGAAACUACGACUACUUUGACUCGAACUACAGUCAAUGGCUGGGUAACGAUGAUCAAAUGUUCUGGGGCCUUGCAGCCAUCACCGCCUCGGAGACGGGCUUCCCCGAGGUCGACGGCAAGCCGACCUGGACAUCGCUCGCCCGGGCCGUGUACACCAUGCAGGCCAACCGCUGGGACACCAGGGCGUGCGAUGGUGGUAUCACCUGGCAGAUUCACCCCUGGCAAGCCGGAUACACGCUGCGCAACUCCAUUUCAAACGGUGGACUGUUCCAGCUUGCUGCCCGUCUGGGUCGGUUCACGAAGAAUCAGACAUACUUUGACUUUGCAGAGAAGAUCUGGGAUUGGUCUGCCGAGUCGCCGCUGAUCAAUACUCAGAACUGGAACGUGGCGGAUUCCACGUCUGGUGAUAACAACUGUAUUGAUAUGGGCAAUAUGCAAUGGUCGUACAACUACGGUGUAUAUCUGGCUGGUACAGCAUUCAUGUAUAACGCGACCGGCGAAGAAAAAUGGCUCCGCCGCACCCAAGGCCUGCUAGGCAAACUCUCCACGCACUUCUUCCCAGAAGAAUACGGCGAGAACGUCUUCUCCGAAGUUUCCUGCGAAAAGCUCCACACCUGCGACCGCAACAUGCUCAACUUCAAAGGCUGGUCGUCAAUGUGGAUGGCCAUGGCGGCCCAAAUGGCUCCCGUGACGUACGACACGGUCCUGCCCAAACUCCAAGGGUCGGCGCAGGCCAUCGGGCGACAAUGCGACGGCGAGACGGAGAACCUGUGUGGUUCCCGCUGGUACCAGGAGACGUGGGACGGGAUCAAGGGUCUCGAGGUGCAGAUGGCGGCGUUGGGGGGGAUAACGGCGAACCUGAUGAUGAUGUCCAAUGCGCAUACGCAGACGAUUGACACGAAUCCGAAUGCCAAAGAGCAGUUUUUGGAUACGUAUAGUGAUGAUACGCCGGAUGCGCUGCCGCUGAUUUCGACGGGGGAUCGCGUCGGGAGUUGGAUUCUCACGGUGCUUUGGGGGCUGGGGAUUAUGGCUGCUGCGUGGUGGUUGAUUAAGCAGGCUUGAUUCUUUUGCUUCUAAUAAGACAUUGCUUUCUGCGAGAGGUAGAUUUGUCUAAAUAGUUCGGGCGAUGGUUUAUUCUGCUUUAUUUUCAUUUAUAGUGCUAGUUUUAGUAUGUUUAUAGGAGUUUUUUUUUUACUAUUUGAAGAUUCCGUGUCUUGUCAUACUGUGGAUAUACUUUGCUUCUAGGCACAGACCUUUCUCCGCCACUAAUGCGCUUGAGCACAUGGA
Aspergillus calidoustus is the source of this 1877-nucleotide messenger RNA. Lineage: Eukaryota; Fungi; Ascomycota; Eurotiomycetes; Eurotiales; Aspergillaceae. The record is from the annotation of a GenBank genome assembly.